This is a messenger RNA of Diorhabda carinulata, 3999 nucleotides long. RefSeq names its product leucine--tRNA ligase, cytoplasmic (gene LeuRS). Gene Ontology annotation, molecular function: leucine-tRNA ligase activity; ATP binding; aminoacyl-tRNA deacylase activity. The coding region runs from base 428 to 3955 and encodes 1175 amino acids. Lineage: Eukaryota; Metazoa; Arthropoda; Insecta; Coleoptera; Chrysomelidae. The record is from RefSeq and is a predicted model, not a curated record. The transcript has 15 exons. Gene Ontology annotation, biological process: leucyl-tRNA aminoacylation.
GACAUUACGUCAUUUUAUAUAAAAACGGACCCAAUAAAUUAAAACGGAGCAAUAAUAACUCAAAUAUUGAGGAAAUAUUAACUGAAACCUAAUAUGAUCAUUGUUCUAGUCGAUGUCAGCAAGAUGAACGCUUCCAUAUGAUGGUUACACGUUUGCUAUAAUUUGUGACAUACCAAAAUUGGAUUGUGUGGAGUUAAUAAAAGUAUACUAUUCCUUAUGAAGGGGACCUUGGUCGUUGCUGACUAAGAAAACUCGUGUAAUAGAAGAUUAAAUCGAAUGUUAUAACCUAACUUUUUGACAUUUCUUUAACCUCAAAAUUUCAGAGAUUGUGGUGGUGUAUCUUCGGCAAAUGGUGAAAAUCCAUAUGUUAAUAGAUGACUUUAAAAAUUUCUGAAUAUUUUUAGCUUUUUUUAAUAAAAUAGUUAAAAUGGUAAGCAUUGAAAGAAAAGGGACAUUUAAAGUGGAAUAUUUGCAACAAAUCGAAAAAGAUAUUCAGAACCGUUGGAAAAAUGAUAGAAUAUUUGAAGUGGACGCUCCAGAUGCUCCCAAAAAAUCUGAGGAUGAAAAAUUCUUUUGCAAUUUCCCGUACCCUUAUAUGAAUGGGAGUUUACAUUUAGGACAUACCUUCAGUUUAUCAAAAUGUGAAUUUGCUGUUCGAUACCAUAGACUUAAGGGCAAAAAGGUACAAUUUCCUUUUGGAUUCCAUUGUACAGGAAUGCCUAUCAAGGCAUGUGCUGAUAAACUUAAGAGAGAAAUGGAAUUGUAUGGAAACCCUCCCAAAUUUCCUAAUGUUGAAGAAGUUAAAGAAGAAGAAAAUGAUGGUAUUCCCAAGGAUAAAAGUAAAUCAAAAAAGAGUAAAGCUGUAGCAAAAACAGGUCCUGCAAAAUAUCAAUGGCAGAUUAUGCAAAGCAUUGGUAUUAAAGAUGAAGAUAUUCCAAAAUUUGCAGAUGCUCUAUAUUGGUGUGAAUAUUUCCCCCCAAAAGCUGUUAGUGAUCUCAACAGAUUUGGAAUUCAUACUGAUUGGAGAAGAACAUUCAUAACUACCGAUGCAAAUCCUUUCUAUGAUUCUUUUGUUAGGUGGCAAUUUAUAAGGCUGAAAGAACGUAACAAGAUUAAGUUUGGCAAAAGGCAUACAAUAUUUUCAGUUAAAGAUGGACAGCCUUGUAUGGAUCAUGAUCGUGCUUCAGGAGAGGGUGUUGGACCUCAGGAGUACACACUUAUAAAGAUGAAAGUUUUACCUCCUUAUCCUAAAAAAUUAAGCUCACUUAGUAACAAACCAGUGUUUUUGGUAGCAGCAACACUAAGACCUGAAACAAUGUAUGGACAAACAAAUUGUUGGUUGAGACCAGAUAUGAAGUAUAUUGCAUUUGAAACGAAACAUGGGGAAAUAUUUAUUUGUACAAGCCGUGCUGCAAGAAAUAUGGCUUAUCAAGAGAUGACAAAAGAACAAGGAAAGUUUGAUAUUAUCUUGGAACUGUUAGGACAAGAUAUUCUUGGCUGUGCUAUAAGCAGUCCAAUGGCAGAAUACAAAAAAAUAUAUGCCCUUCCAAUGCUUACCAUUAAAGAAGACAAAGGUACUGGGGUAGUUACAAGUGUCCCAUCCGAUUCACCAGAUGAUUAUGCUGCUUUGAGUGAUUUGAAGAAAAAGCAAGCCCUUCGUGAAAAAUAUGAAAUCAAUGAUGAUAUGGUUUUACCUUUUGAACCAAUUCCAAUUAUAGAAAUUCCAGAGUUUGGUAAUCUUUCUGCAGUGACUGUCUGUGAAAAAUUGAAAAUUCAGAGUCAGAAUGAUAGGGAUAAAUUGGUAGAAGCAAAAGAAAUGGUAUAUACUAAAGGAUUUUAUGAAGGUGUUAUGACGAUUGGUGAAUUCAAAGGUAAAAAGGUGCAAGAUAUUAAGAAAGCUUUACAAAAAGUGUUGAUAGACAAAUCAGAAGCUGUAAUUUACUUUGAACCCGAGAAAAAAGUAAUGUCACGUUCUGGUGAUGAAUGUGUUGUGGCCCUGUGUGACCAGUGGUUCUUAGAUUAUGGUAAUCAAGAAUGGAAAAAUGCCACUUUAAAAGCUUUAGAAAAAAUAAACACUUAUUAUGAUGAAGUCAAGAAGAAUUUUAUUGGAUGCAUUAAUUGGUUACAUGAACAUGCUUGUUCCAGAACUUAUGGUUUAGGUACUAAAUUACCAUGGGAUACUAAAUGGUUGAUUGAGUCAUUAUCUGAUUCUACCAUUUAUAUGGCUUAUUAUACCAUUGCACAUUUUCUUCAAGGAGGCACUUUUAAGGGGACCGGACCAAACGUGCUUGGUAUCAAGCCAGAACAAAUGACUCCAGAUGUUUGGGAUUACAUAUUUUUUAAAGAAGCUAAAUAUCCAGAAAAAUGUGGUAUCAAAAAAGAGAGCUUAGAUAAGAUGAAGCAUGAAUUUGAGUAUUGGAUGCCUUUUGAUUUGAGAGUUUCAGGUAAAGAUUUAGUUCAGAAUCACUUAACCUACUGCAUUUUCAAUCAUUGUGCAAUCUGGCCAAAUGACAAUAGUAAAUGGCCAAAAAGUAUAUGGGCCAAUGGAUUACUAAUGCUUAAUUCUGCUAAGAUGUCCAAAUCUGAUGGAAACUUUCUUACUCUUUCUGAAGCUAUUGAUAAAUUCAGUGCUGACGGAAUGAGGUUAUGUCUUGCUGAUUCUGGAGAUACAAUUGAAGAUGCUAAUUUUGUUGAAAGCAAUGCAGAUGCUGGUAUUUUGCGACUCUAUACUUUCAUUGAGUGGGUGAAGGAAGUUCUGGCAAACAAGUCGACAUUUAGAACCGGGGCAUUCAAUAGCUUCAGUGAUGAAGUAUUCCAAAACGAAAUUAAUAAGAAAAUUAAAGAAUCAGAUGAGUACUACAAAAAUAUGUUGUUCAAGGAAGGCUUGAGAACAGGUCUUUUUGAAUUUCAAGCUGUAAGAGACAAGUACAGAGAACUAAGCUUAGAUGGAAUGCAUUAUGAGCUAAUUUUACGAUUUAUUGAGGUUCAAACUUUAAUUUUAUCUCCUAUCUGUCCUCACGUUGCUGAACAUGUUUGGGAACUUAUUGGAAAUAAAACUAGUAUUCUCAAUGCUUCAUGGCCGGUGGCAGGACCCAUUGAUGAAAUUAAAAUUAAAGCAUCCGAUUACCUCAUGGAAUGUGCCCAUUCAUUCCGAGUUCAUCUUAAAACCUAUAUGCAAGGUGUAAAAACUAAAAAUAACCCAAAUCCUCCACCUGUUGAAAAACCUAAUGUAAUUAAUAUAUGGGUUGCUAAGACAUUUCCUCAAUGGCAGACAUCUGUCUUAACUACACUAAAAACACAUUUUGAGAAAAAAAACGGCGUUCUCCCUGAUAAUAAAACUCUAUCUGCGGAAUUUUCCAAAAUGGUAGAGCUAAAAAAAUACAUGAAACGAGUAAUGCCUUUUGUACAAGCCACAAGGGAGAAAAUAGAGCAGUUUGGUGUCAAAGCUUUAGCUUUAACUUUAGAAUUUGAUGAAGCAGAAGUACUGAAAAUUAAUAGUGCCUAUUUGGCAAAUACUUUAGACCUUGAGGAAGUUGUAAUUAAGUUUACGGACGACCCAGAAGCUUCAGAAAAGAUGAAAGAAUGCUGCCCAGGUGCACCAUUUGUCUUGUUUUCGACAAAACCUGGAAUAAAGGUCGAAUUUGUAAAUCCCAUAGCUCAUAAUGGAUUAUUUUCAUAUAAUUUGAUUAUAAGUGAUGGUGAUACUUAUUCUAAAGUAAUUAAUAGACUCGCUAAAGAUAUUAAAGCUAUAAAAAAAGAAUCUUCUAUUGAGUUAUGGAGAUUCGAAGAUCCAGUACUAGGUCCAAGGAAAAUACCAGUAUUUGGGGAAUCAACUAAUUAUAAAAUUAAAAUACCAACAGAAAGUGUUUUCAAAAUCAUCGAUUCAAAAGUAAAAUUGGAAAUAAGUAAUGAAGUUAUCGAUGUAGGAACUCAAUUAACGUACAUUGUUGGGUGAAAAAAUCUUUUAUUUGUUUUAAUAAAAGCCAAAUUCAGUUUAAA